AUGGACCAAUCCUUGCCCCCCGACGUUUCAAACGUCGAGAUUGUUGACCUUGGUGGACUCGACGUAUCCAUCAUAAUAUCCACAUUCCUCUAUGCUAUUAGCUGUUCUCAAGUCUUUGUCUAUUGGAGAAGCGGAUUUGGCGACGGGUCGCUGAUCCGCUGUCUAGUAAACAGGAUUCUGGAAACUAUCCAUAGCGUAAUGUUUUGGGCCCAUCAAUACCAUUUAACCGUGACUCUCUAUGGCAAUGCGGACGCCAUCAAAUAUGGCUGCUGGGCUUUGAGCUAUUCCUUGGUGGUGCAUGGGCUCAUUACUGCUUUUGUGCAAGCAUACUAUUCCUUCCGCCUGUAUGCACUUUCAGGCUGGAUUAUGGUCAGCGUGCUCUCUUGGACCGGGUCUUUACUUGAAGUCGUCGGGUCGUGCUAUGGCACCUAUGCUUUGGUUACGGCCAAAGGCCCAUACCCAGAAAACCUCUACCGGGCUAUCACUGCGACCGCCGCCCUGGACGUCCUCAUCGACAUCAUCAACACGAGUUCACUCUGUUAUUGCUUGUACAAAAGACGUACGGCAGCCAGAAAGUAA
Molecule: messenger RNA, 579 nt
Organism: Stereum hirsutum FP-91666 SS1
Lineage: Eukaryota; Fungi; Basidiomycota; Agaricomycetes; Russulales; Stereaceae
Exons: 3
Coding region: 1-579 (192 amino acids)
Source: RefSeq, a predicted model, not a curated record